Colletotrichum scovillei is the source of this 2257-nucleotide messenger RNA. Its product is annotated as major facilitator superfamily transporter. Gene Ontology annotation, biological process: transmembrane transport. The transcript has 2 exons. Gene Ontology annotation, cellular component: membrane. The record is from RefSeq and is a predicted model, not a curated record. Bases 572 to 2122 code for a protein of 516 amino acids. Gene Ontology annotation, molecular function: transmembrane transporter activity. Lineage: Eukaryota; Fungi; Ascomycota; Sordariomycetes; Glomerellales; Glomerellaceae.
GGCCAGAGUACACAGGCCGCAAGUCCACAAGACCAGGUCCCCAUCUUCUUCCCUCUCACGAGCCUUGCAAGUUUUUUUAUCCCGUCUUUUUCUUUCAAAGUCAGGUGGGGAAGCAUGCAGGACUAUCUGAACCCUGCAUAUGCCUCUUGUUCAUAGGCUUAAGAUAAUGAACCCCUCCGACCCGCAAGGUGAAAGGGUCAGGGAGGCUCGCACACCUUAGACGCCAUGACGCUCUUGGAAAGUUGAACAGUUUUGUCAAGGAUCCACGGUGGCUGCUACUAUCGUGAGAUUUCUAAUUACUGUACAUUUUUACUACCUCCUCGGGUGGUCCUCUAGCCUUUUAACCCCCCGAUUACCUGCCGUAUUUGUAAAAGCUUUCACUACCUGACUGAGGUACCUUGGUGACUCACUUAUCUUUCUAGUUCCUCUAACAGAUUCUUGAACCUUUAUUACAUCCCUCCCACAUUGUCAACUUCCCACUCUCACUUCCCUCAACCAAGGCCUUGGCCAGCGUGUUCCUACCAGAACCCUGAACCCAAUUCAGCCAAGUCCCGUACGCUAGACACCAAACAUGGAGGCCUCAAUGUUCAAGACCCUCGUCGAGGUCGAAUCCCGCGACCUAGACGCCCACCCUCCUCUCCUCCCCGCCGCCCCCGCCAAGGCCGUCCCGCGAACCUACCCGGGCGCACCACACCACCGCGACGGGUCCUCCAUCGAGCUCGCCCGUAUCGACACCACCACAGCCAACUACAACAACAACAAGAGCAGGGCCGGGACGCCGCGGGGCAGCGCCGGCCCUUCCCGGGCACAAUCGCCGUCCCGGACCCCCGGCUCCGGAAGCGAUAUCGAGAUGAGCCGGCCCUCGACGCCGACGGCCUUUGACGUCUUGCAGAGCAUCACCGACCCGCACAUGAACCGCUACCGCAUGGCAGCGUCGUGUCUCAUGAACUUUGGCAACGGGCUCAACGACAGCGCGCCGGGUGCCUUGAUCCCCUACAUGGAGAAACACUACGAUAUCGGCUACGCGAUCGUAUCCCUGAUCUUCAUAGGCAACGCCUUCGGCUUCAUCUUCGGCGCCGUCUUCCUCGAAUCCCUACGCCUCAAGCUCGGCCGCGCCCGCCUCCUCGCCCUCGCCCAGUCCAUCAUCACAAUCGCCUACGCGCCCAUCCUCGCCCAGGCCCCUUUCCCCGUCGUCGUCGUCUCCUUCUUCCUCAUCGGCUUCGGCAUGUCCAUCACCCUCGCCGUCAACAACGUCUUCUGCGGCUCCCUCCGCAACGCCACCACCGCACUCGGCUUCAUGCACGGCGCCUACGGGGCCGGCGGCACCGUCGGGCCUUUGAUUGCUACCGCGCUCGUCACGGCUGCGAAGGCAAGGUGGAGCACGUAUUACUUUAUCCCCCUCGGCCUCGCUAUCUUCAACGGCGUGUUCUCGACCUACACGUUCUGGCACUACGAGCGGGACCUCCCCGCCGGCGGCGCCCAACCUACGCCCGCCGCCGAGGCCGCAGCAGCAGCCAAUACGUCGUCGUCCUCCCAGCUCCUGAGCAUGUUCACCGCCCUCAAAAUUCGCAUCGUCCUCCUGGGAGCCCUCUUCGUCUUCGCCUACCAGGGCGCAGAGGUCUCCAUCUCUGGCUGGGUCAUCUCCUUCCUCAUCGCGACGCGCAACGGCAACCCGGAAUCCGUGGGCUACGUCACGGCCGGCUUCUGGGCGGGCAUCACCAUCGGCCGGCUCUGCCUCUCGCACCCGGCCCACCGCGUCGGCGAGAAGCUGUUCGUGUUCCUCGCCACCGUCGGUGCGGCCGUCUUCCAGCUGCUCGUGUGGCUGGUGCCCAACGUCGUCGGCCCCGCCGUAUCGGUUGCGAUUGUCGGGUUGUUGCUGGGGCCGAUUUACCCGUGCGCGGCGGCCGUCUUCAUGAGGGGGAUGACGAGGACGGAGAGGGUGAAUGGAAUGGGAGUGAUUAGUGCGUUUGGAAGCUCCGGGGGUGCGGUGGCGCCGUUUACGACGGGUAUGGUUGCGCAGGCUGCUGGGCCUUGGGUAUUGCAUCCGAUUGCGAUUGGCUUGUUUGCCCUGAUGAUGGCUUCGUGGUAUGGUGUGCCGCACGACAGGAAGAGGAGUGUAUGAGUGCUUUGUAGAAGUUGUGGCACAUGGGGUAGAUCCCAAUGACCAACCACCCACUAGCUAUGGUCGACAAACUAUAUGGCUGACGGGAAGGGCCCCAGAGCUUGAAGUAUUUUGGGAAUUGGUUCUAAUGAUAGA